Lipotes vexillifer (Yangtze River dolphin) is the source of this 519-nucleotide messenger RNA. It is a transcript of the gene UQCRB, whose product is annotated as ubiquinol-cytochrome c reductase binding protein. Gene Ontology annotation, cellular component: respiratory chain complex III. NCBI's taxonomy places the organism in Eukaryota, Metazoa, Chordata, Mammalia, Artiodactyla, Lipotidae. The record is from RefSeq and is a predicted model, not a curated record. The coding region runs from base 35 to 370 and encodes 111 amino acids. The transcript has 4 exons. Gene Ontology annotation, biological process: mitochondrial electron transport, ubiquinol to cytochrome c.
UACCCAGCAGGCAACGCUUCUGUCUCGGGUUGAAAUGGCGAGUAGGCCUGCCGUUGCAGCAUCAAGCAAAUGGCUGGAGGGUAUUCGAAAAUGGUAUUACAAUGCUGCCGGGUUCAAUAAGCUGGGCUUAAUGCGAGAUGAUACAAUAUAUGAGAGUGAUGAUGUAAAAGAAGCCAUAAGAAGGCUUCCUGAGAACCUUUAUAAUGACAGGGUGUUUCGCAUUAAGAGAGCACUGGACCUGACCAUGAGGCAGCAGAUCUUGCCUAAAGAGCAGUGGACAAAAUAUGAGGAGGAUAAAUUCUACCUUGAACCAUAUCUGAAAGAGGUUAUUCGGGAAAGAAAAGAGAGAGAAGAAUGGGCAAAGAAAUAAUCAUGUAGUCUAAAUCUGGAUGCAGCUAUCCUAAAGUAUUUUUAUGAAGUUGGUUAAACCUGAAAUGGACAAUGUAGAACUAUCUGGGCUGUAAAUGUAUUACUUUAAAUAAAUCUCUAUUAUAAUUGUUGGAGUUUUGGAAUUCUAAA